AUGGGAACAUCAAGGAUGUUCCGCAUUUUCGUGGUCCUGGGCUCGGCUUUCAUGAUCCUUCUGAUCAUCAUCUACUGGGACGACGUCGGGGCCUCCCACCUCUACUUGCACAGCCCAGUAUCGCCGGGCCCCAGGAUCCCUCACCCCCCCCUCCAGCCGAGACCCCACACCUCCCGGACCCCGUCCUUCCUCUCCGAUAUCGACGCCUUCGUGAACCAGUUCCUCGAGCCGGGGACCGGGGAGCCCACUGACACGGCGCCGGCCGACACGGGCAACCAAUCGGACAAAGCGGAAGAGCGUUACGUUCCGCGGAGGGAGUGGAAGAUUCACCUGACCCCUGUGGCGGCCGAGCUCCGCGAGAGACAGGAGCAGAGGCGGAGGCUGCUUCAGGAGAUGUGCGCCAACGACAGCGUCGCCUUCCCCGGCAAGAACCGCUCCUUCGAUGACAUUCCCAACAAGGAGUUGGAUCAUCUGAUUGUGGACGACAGGCACGGAAUCAUUUACUGCUACGUCCCCAAGGUGGCGUGCAGCAACUGGAAGCGCAUCAUGAUAGUCCUCAGCGAGAGCAUGCUGCAGGAAGGCGUUCCGCAGAGAGACCCCAUGGCUAUCCCCUGGGACCUGGUGCACAACAGCAGCAUGCACUUCACCUUCAACAAGUUCUGGAAGCGCUACGGAAAGUUUGCCAGGCACCUGAUGAAGGUGAAGCUGAAGAAGUACACCAAGUUCCUCUUCGUGCGGGACCCUUUCGUCCGUCUCAUCUCCGCCUACAGGAAUAAAUUUGAGGUCCGCAACGAGGACUUCUACCGACGCUUUGCGCAGGUCAUGCUGCGGCGCUACGCCAACCAGCCCACUCCUCCACCCUCCGUGGACGAGGCCUUUGCCCUGGGCGUCCAGCCCUCUUUCUCUCAUUUCAUCCAGUACCUCCUGGACCCUCAGACGGAGAAGGACAUGCCCUUCAACGAGCACUGGCGGCAGGUGUACCGGCUGUGCCACCCGUGCCAAAUCCAGUACGACUUUGUGGGCCACCUGGAGACGGCAGAGGAGGACGCCGAGCUCCUCCUGCGCCAGCUGCGGGUGGACAACGUGGUGGAGUUCCCCACCUCGCACAGGAACCUCACAGCCAGCAGCUGGGAGUCGGACUGGUUCGGCGCGGUGCCCCCCGAGGCCCGCCGAGAACUCUACAAGCUCUACGAGCCUGACUUCAGGCUGUUUGGCUACGACAGGCCGGAUUCAAUCCUCAAUGAGUGA
Molecule: messenger RNA, 1248 nt
Organism: Menidia menidia (Atlantic silverside)
Lineage: Eukaryota; Metazoa; Chordata; Actinopteri; Atheriniformes; Atherinopsidae
Source: the annotation of a GenBank genome assembly